Molecule: messenger RNA, 2329 nt
Organism: Desarmillaria tabescens
Lineage: Eukaryota; Fungi; Basidiomycota; Agaricomycetes; Agaricales; Physalacriaceae
Exons: 4
Coding region: 292-1923 (543 amino acids)
Biological process (GO): phospholipid biosynthetic process; inositol biosynthetic process
Cellular component (GO): cytoplasm
Molecular function (GO): inositol-3-phosphate synthase activity
Source: RefSeq, a predicted model, not a curated record
UUUCCGGUACCUUGCCAACCCUACUUGCUCCUUACCACAUCCUCCAAGCGCCUGAAAGCUAUAAAAGCCUUGCCUUUUACUGAAGCAGUACCCUCAUCGUCUGCUUCCUCGUUCUCUCUUGCAGACAAUCUUAUUUUCCUAGGGUCACUGCAUUUGUGCAUGUACUCGAACCAGCUCUGCAGCUCCCACAACUCUCAUCGCGGCUCGAAACACACGACGGCCGGGUUCCUCAUACAGUUCUAAGUCCUUACUUGUCCACCUAUUUCGCAUAUACACCCAUAUCUAUCUACAAUGGCUCCCAACGAUUCCGGAUACACCACCCCUGAAUCCGAACUAGUUCUGCCAGUUCACCCUACCGCUGCUCGUCGCCCGCACGCCAUCGUCGUGCAGUCCGAAAAUACGUCCUUCACCGACGAGCACAUUACUGCGAAAUUCCACAACCGUAAUGCCAAUAUUACCGUUGUCAAUGGACAGUAUAUCGUUAACCCGACCGUCGAGUCGUUCGAGUUCCAGACCAAGCGCCAAGUUUCGAAGACUGGUCUGAUGAUGAUUGGUAUGGGAGGAAACAAUGGUACCACUUUGUGUGCGACCAUUCUUGCCAACCGUCACAAUGUCAUCUGGCAUACCAAGGCGGGCGUCCAGCAGCCCAACUAUAUUGGUUCCCUUCUUCGUGCUUCCACCGUUCGCAUCGGUACCGAGACCGCCACUGGCAAGGACAUCCACGUCCCAGUCUCCGAUGUGCUGCCUAUGGUGCACCCCAACGACCUCGUUCUCGGUGGUUGGGACAUCUCUGGCUUGUCUUUGGACAAGGCGAUGGAGCGAGCUCGUGUUCUCGACUACGACCUCCAGCGCCAAGUCGCUCCUCACAUGGCUCAGAUGAAGCCUCUUCCUUCCAUUUACUACCCUGAUUUCAUCGCUGCAAACCAGGAGGCGCGUGCGGACAAUCUCAUCCCGGGCUCCGACAAGCAAGCCCAUCUCGAGCAUAUCCGUGCCGAUAUUCGCAAGUUCAAGAAGGACAACGGUCUCGACCGCGUCGUCGUCUUCUGGACCGCCAACACUGAGCGCUACAGCGACCUCAUUCCCGGUGUCAACGACACCGCCGACAACAUCUUGAACGCCAUCAAGACCUCCCACCCGGAAGUUUCCCCCUCUUCCGUCUUCGCAGUCGCUGCGAUCCUCGAGGGUGAACCCUUCGUCAACGGCGCUCCCCAGAACACCUUCGUCCCAGGUAUCAUCGAGCUCGCUGAACGCGAAAAGUCGUUCAUCGGUGGUGACGAUCUCAAGUCGGGCCAGACCAAGCUCAAGUCCGUCUUGGCCGAGUUCCUCGUCAACGCUGGUAUCAAGCCGUUGUCCAUCGCGUCGUACAACCAUCUCGGUAACAACGAUGGUCAUAACCUUUCUGCGGAGAGGCAGUUCAGGAGUAAGGAGAUCAGCAAGAGCAGUGUCGUCGAUGAUAUGGUCAAUGCGAAUAGGCUGUUGUUCAAGGCUCCUGAGGCGGGUGUGGAGGGUAAGGGCGAGCAUCCCGACCAUGUCGUGGUUAUCAAGUAUGUUCCCGCUGUCGGCGACUCCAAGAGGGCCAUCGACGAGUACUACUCUGAGAUUUUCUGCGGUGGUCGGUCGACUAUCAACAUCUUCAACGAAUGCGAGGACUCCCUCCUCGCUACGCCUUUGAUCCUCGACUUGGCUAUCCUCACGGAACUCCUCACUCGCGUCAAGUACCGCAAGGCCGAGACCAGGGAGUUUCAGCCUCUCUACAGUGUCCUCUCGUUGCUCUCGUACAUGCUCAAGGCUCCACUCGUCAAGCCCGGCACCGAAGUCGUCAACAGCCUCAACAGGCAGCGUAACGCGCUCGAUGCAUUCCUCAAAGCUUGCAUUGGCUUGGAGGGCAGCAGUGACUUGUUGCUAGAGACCAGGAUUUGGUAGAUCUAGAUCUUCACGCGCAAGGGUUCAACAUCCGUAGAUUAGAUUUUUCUGUUUGCUUUACGUGUCAAGCGUCCAUUCAACUGGCGUCGACGAAGAAGGGUUGACUAAAAUGGUCCCCAGUUUGUGUGAUUUUAUAUACGUACUGAUUUUUGAAUGAAUGAUAUAUCGAUUGUUUUACUAUUGUGAUGGCGUUGUGCCACGAUGAAGUAUCACUUACUCCUACAACUCUAUUUGAUUUCUUGGCGAUGGUAUGACUUGUUGAGAUUCGAGCAAGGGAGGGAACGAAAAGAGCAACUCGUUUAGCCUAUGUACGUCGACGUGGAGGUAAACGGUAAAGAAAAGAAAACUGCGGGUACGGUAAGUAACGGGUUCGGAGCCGAUUGAUUCCGAUGGCUCGUACAGCCAC